CACUGUGGAGUGUGGAUAAACGAUAAGGGGGAUGAGAGGGUCUGUAUAUUCAUCUUGUUCGGGAACUUCUCCCAACUUGGGUUCAACGGCUCUCAUUCUGAGAAGAAGCAGAGCCUUUGCUCAGUUCCAACGUGGGAGUAAAGGUUUCGACCCCAAAAUCUCUCCCCUUUCUCUGGGUUUCAGAUGCUUUUUCACCAUUCAAUUGAAGAAGGACGAGAAACAAGAAUGCCGAUGUGGGUCUGCGUUUUCUUCAAAUUCCAAUGGAGUAGAAGCUUCAGAUGAUGACUUCAUAGUCGUAAACUUCUACCAUUUUGUGUUCAUUGCAGACCCAGAAGAGGAAGUGGCCAAGCACCUCUCCUUCUUGCAGGGUCUUGACAUUCAUGGUCGAGUAUAUAUAAAUGAGAAAGGGAUUAAUGCACAGUACAGUGGCCCAUCUCAAGAUGCUUUGGUGUAUUUAAAAUGGUUGAAAGAAGACCAGAGAUUUUCUUAUUUUUUGGCUCAGAUAUCUCCUGCUAUAUCUGGGCAUGCCUUUCCACGACUGAAACUGCGGUAUAAACCUUCACUGGUGCAGUUGGAAGGCGGCAUCUCACAUCUUCCUUUGCUUGACCCUUCAAUGCGAGCAACUCCACUUACACCAUCAGAAUGGAGGCAAAGAUUGGAAACUGUAAAUAAUUUUGACAGAACAUCAAGCCCAAAGCUUAGUAGGAAGUUUAUUCUUUUGGAUGUGAGAAAUGGGUAUGAAUGGGAUAUUGGUCAUUUUCAAGGGGCUCAACGACCUGAUGUGGACAGCUUUAGGAGCACUUCAUUUGGGCGAUCUAAGUCAGAGCUCACUGCAGUGGAUCCUCUAGCCAGUGUCGAUAAAGAAAGUACAGAUAUUUUGAUGUAUUGUACAGGAGGCAUCCGUUGUGAUGUAUAUUCUACAAUCCUAAGGCAAAAGGGCUUCCAAAACUUGUACACUUUGAAGGGUGGUGUCUCUCAUUAUCUCAAGACUGAAGGUCCUGUUGAAUGGGUUGGGAAUUUGUUUGUUUUUGAUUCUCGUCUUUCUCUCCCACCGUCGGCCUACAAGCCUGGAGCUGUGGCUAAAGCAGGCCGCUCUCAACUGGUCUCUUUGGAUAGUUCCUUCCUAAGAUGCUACAUCUGUGGGUUGCGACUUUGUGAACCGAGGCACCGAAAUUGUGCAAAUAUAGAUUGCAAUCUGCUUUUUCUAUGUUGUGCGAACUGUGUGAAAGAGCUACAAGGAUGUUGUUCUAUGGAUUGUGCAUCUGCUCCUCGUCUUAGACCCCUUUUACUUGGUCAUCAGAGAUACCAAAAGUGGCAUAUUUAUCGUGAUCUGCAGUUGCAGGAAAGCCACUAGCUUAUUCUCUCCUGAUUAUGGGUGAGUAUCCUUCUGAAAUUUGUAAUCUAUGUUUCUCAUCUUCUGGGAUGAAUAGAAAAUUGGUCUGCCUCAUGGGUUGGAAGAAUGAAUGUUGGGUACUGGUAACAAAUCCAUAUCUCCCUUUCAGAAAAUCAGGACAAAAAGAAGCAUUUAACCACUCAAUCAUGCUCCUUUCUUGCUUGAGUAGAUGAAACUUUUGUUUGUUUGCUCAUCACUUCACAUUUUUAACUGGUUCUUACCAGAUCAAGCAUGCAUCUUCCUCUCUUGAGGUUGGAUAUGAUUA
Molecule: messenger RNA, 1658 nt
Organism: Telopea speciosissima
Lineage: Eukaryota; Viridiplantae; Streptophyta; Magnoliopsida; Proteales; Proteaceae
Product: rhodanese-like domain-containing protein 8, chloroplastic
Exons: 8
Coding region: 32-1354 (440 amino acids)
Source: RefSeq, a predicted model, not a curated record